This is a messenger RNA of Hypoxylon trugodes, 1458 nucleotides long. RefSeq lists its product as uncharacterized. Gene Ontology annotation, cellular component: nucleus. The record is from RefSeq and is a predicted model, not a curated record. Gene Ontology annotation, biological process: regulation of DNA-templated transcription. Lineage: Eukaryota; Fungi; Ascomycota; Sordariomycetes; Xylariales; Hypoxylaceae. Gene Ontology annotation, molecular function: DNA-binding transcription factor activity, RNA polymerase II-specific; zinc ion binding. Bases 1 to 1458 code for a protein of 485 amino acids. The transcript is spliced from 2 exons.
AUGGGGAUACAAGCUAGAUUAGAACUUCAACUUCCAUCAGCUGUUUCUGAUACGCCUCCUGGCCUGAUGAGUCCGAGCUCGUCAACUCAUACGCCCAGGAUUUCCGAGGAACGAACCUGGGCUCCUGCUGUUGUGCCUAUAUCACCUCCUAUGUCUAGUUAUGACCCGAGUACUAGAUCCGAUAUGUCAGCUACGAGGGACUUGGAAGACGGCCCAACACGAAGGGAAAAUCUUAACGGUGCACCUCGACAGCAACUUCCGCCGUUGAGCAGUUUGUUUGGGCCGCCUCAGCAUGUCCGUCCAGUACUGUCUCCUCUCCCAGAUCGACCAAGUCCUCUCCAUAGUGCGCACUCUCCGCUGGAUAGACCGCACUCGAGAAGUUCAUCCUACUUCCCGAAUGUCUCUCCGCCGUUAAGUCAACCACGUAGUGUAUACGAGCCGAGGGUAGAGCCUGAAAGGCCAAUACUUCCCUCGGUUUCUUCCCGGUUUCCCGGACCACUUAGGUCUCCAACACACGAAUUCGAACACGCACAUCACGCAACGAGAGUCGAGACUACCCAGACUGGAAGGUGGCCUAGCCAUCAGGACUCAAGGCGGGAGUAUGUAUUUGAGUCCCGACCACCAACUCCCCCUUUUAGGUCAGUCCCCGAGCGUGUCCCGCUACCUCCCUUAAACCAACGGCUGGGCUUUGAACCCAGCCCGACAUUUAAGAGAGAAGCUCGGGUGCCGUCAAGCCACUCGCCAACUCUAACAAGCGCUGUUGCACCGGAAGGCGCACCAGUAAAAGACGGGUUAGGACCUAAGAUUUGGACAGGAACGCACUUUUUGCCUCGCUUUGUAAAACAAGCAGAGGUUCCUGGAGAGGGGUUGUGUUAUUUCUACGAUGAUGGAACUCAUUGCAAGACGGUCAUUGAUGGAGAACCAGUUAAUGCUCAUUGGGGAGUUACAAAGGCGGGAAAACCGAGAAAGCGACUUGCGAUAGCUUGUCUCACGUGCCGGGAGAAGAAAAUUAAGUGUGACCCCGACUACCCUCGAUGUGUUCAGUGCGAGAAAUUUGGUAGGGUCUGCAAGUUUAAGAACGCUCCCCGUGGCGGCCACAAUACUUCUCCAGUGGCUUCACCCGCCGAACACGAAAUGUCCAGGCAACUGGGGCCACACCCUAGCGCAGUGGAUUUUGGAAGACCAAGGAGUGCCUCGAGCACAUCCGUGUCGCCACGAACAACUAAGAUUAGUCAUCCUUCCCCUGAACUGCUCCCAGGUCUGUCCUCCAAGCGAAUGAAGCAUUCAUACGACGACUAUCCAAGGCACGCGCCGCCGACAAGCCGCCCUGCUCAAAUGAUACCUAUCCCCGAGUUCAAAAAUGCGCCAAAUAGUAUGCCAGCCUGGCCGCGACAUGACUUGCCUCGUGAUAUUUUAUGUCGGCCUUGGCAAGCAGACCCUUAUGUUUCUAAUCCCUAA